Symbiodinium necroappetens is the source of this 738-nucleotide messenger RNA. The record is from the annotation of a GenBank genome assembly. NCBI's taxonomy places the organism in Eukaryota, Dinophyceae, Suessiales, Symbiodiniaceae.
AUGAAGUGCACACGUCAGAUCAUGAAGAGGGGACGAUGUCGCUCCGGCCGUUGGGGCGCAGCCUUGUGUACGGCGGGCGUGUGCUGGAUCGCGCCGGGCAUCUCCUUCACGGCGUCCACGCAGCUCCGAGUGCCCUUUAAGGCACCUGGUCGGCUCACGCUGCGUCGCGCCGGCCUGCAGCCUCCGCAGCUCGAUUCGCAGUCCGAGCCCCCGGUGGAAACGGGGCGGAACCCGCAGGCCGUGGCCACCGACUUCGCUUGGGGCAUCGUGCUGCUGCCCGUGUCGGUGCUGGGUCUGAUCAUCGCGUACCUCUUCAGCGGUUUCCUGAGCGCCACGUCGCAGCCGCCGCCCGAGGUACCGCUGUCAGAGUCGCUUGCUGCCCUCAUCUCCAUCGAGGACGACUACGCUGUCCGGGGACCCGGCAUGGGACUCCGCCAACGUCUAAGCCGGUGGUUCCAUUGGGCCGAGCCCAAUCGGCGGGUGGACUUCGAGAUCAAAGACCUCCCGAACAGUCCACUCAAGGACAAGAUCCGCCAACGCGGCAAGGACGCUGCAGAGGACAUCGCGAUGACGGUGGAGUACUUCGUGGCGGGGAAUGGAAUCAUCGACGACUCUGGCUCUUCUCGCAUGGCUGACCGCAUCGCCGAGGACGAGGCCGCACGGGGUUACCCCGAGGCGGAGAAGUUUGCCGAGACCUGGGCUUUGUUAGAACUCACACUGUGGAUCGUCUUCCUGGUG